Molecule: messenger RNA, 1749 nt
Organism: Castor canadensis (American beaver)
Lineage: Eukaryota; Metazoa; Chordata; Mammalia; Rodentia; Castoridae
Source: RefSeq, a predicted model, not a curated record
ACUGAGUGUGGGGCCAUGGAGAAAGCUCGGCCACAGUGGGGCAACUCAUUGCAGUUCUUGCUCGCCUGCAUCUCCUACGCCGUGAGCCUGGGUAACAUGUGGCGCUUCCCCUACCUGUGCCAGAUGUACGGCGGAGGUGAGUUUUCCUGGUCCUAUCUCGUCAUGCUCAUCGUGGAGGGAAUGCCACUCUUGUACCUGGAGCUGGCCGUGGGGCAACGCAUGAGGCAGGGCAGCAUCGGAGCCUGGAGGGCCAUUAGCCCCUACCUCGGUGGUGUAGGUAUUGCUAGCAUGAUGGUCUCCUUCUUCCUCUCCAUCUACUACAAUGUCAUCAAUGCCUGGGGCUUCUGGUACCUCUUCCACUCCUUCCAGGAUCCCCUGCCAUGGUCUGUCUGCCCAUUGAAUGGAAACCACACAGGCUAUGAUGAGGAGUGCGAGAAGGCUUCAUCAACACAGUACUUCUGGUACAGGAAAACGCUCAACAUCUCACCAUCCAUCCAGGAGAAUGGAAGCGUGCAGUGGGAGCCGGCGCUGUGCCUCACCCUGGCUUGGUUGAUGGUGUACCUGUGCAUCCUGCGGGGUACCGAAUCUACUGGCAAGGUGGUCUAUUUCACUGCAUCGCUGCCCUCUUGCGUGCUGGUCAUCUACCUUGUCAGGGGCCUCAUGCUCCAUGGAGCCAUCAAUGGCGUGGUGUACAUGUUCACACCCAAGAUUGAGCAGCUGGCCAACCCCAAGGCCUGGAUCAAUGCAGCCACACAGGUCUUUUUUGCACUGGGCCUGGGGUUUGGAAGCCUCAUCGCCUUCGCCAGCUACAAUGAGCCCUCCAACAACUGCCAGAAGCAUGCCAUCAUUGUGUCCCUUGUCAACAGCUCCACCUCCAUCUUUGCCAGCAUCGUGACCUUCUCUAUCUAUGGCUUCAAGGCCACCUUCAACUAUGAAAACUGCUUAAACAAGGUGAUUCUGCUGCUGACCAACUCUUUUGACCUUGAAGAUGGCUUUCUGACAGCCAGCAACCUGGAGGAGGUGAAGGGCUACCUAGCGUCCACCUACCCGGGCAAAUACGGCGAGGUGCUCCCACACAUUAAAAACUGCAGCUUGGAAUCUGAGCUGGACACGGCCGUCCAGGGCACGGGGGCCAUUAAAAACAUGGAGGUGUCCCAGCUGUGGUCGGUGCUCUACUUCUUCAUGCUGCUGCUGCUGGGGAUGGGGAGCAUGCUGGGGAACACGGCAGCCAUCCUCACCCCUCUGACUGACAGCAAGGUCAUUUCCAGCCACCUGCCCAAGGAGGCCAUCUCAGGUCUGGUGUGCCUCAUCAACUGCACCAUCGGCAUGGUGUUCACCUUGGAGACCGGGAGCUACUGGUUUGAUGUAUUCAACGACUACGCAGCCACGCUGUCCCUGCUGUUCAUCGUCCUGGUGGAGGCAAUUGCCGUGUGUUACGUGUAUGGGCUGAAGAGAUUUGAAGGUGACCUUCAGGCCAUGACUGGCCGCACCCUCAACUGGUACUGGAAGGCCAUGUGGGCCUGUGUGAGUCCACUGCUUAUCAUCGGCCUCUUUGUCUUCUACCUGAGCAACUACAUCGUCACGGGAACCCUGCAGUACCAAGCAUGGGAUACCUCCCAGGGACAGCUGGUGACCAAGGAUUACCCCACAUAUGCACUAGCUGUCAUUGGAUUGCUCCCGGCCUCCUCUACCAUGUGCAUCCCCCUCGUGGCCCUGGGGACUUUCAUCAUGCACCGCCUCAAGAAGUGA